Dovyalis caffra is the source of this 2292-nucleotide messenger RNA. The record is from the annotation of a GenBank genome assembly. NCBI's taxonomy places the organism in Eukaryota, Viridiplantae, Streptophyta, Magnoliopsida, Malpighiales, Salicaceae.
AUGUCACUUGUACAGAGUGAGUGUACGGUUCGUGGUUAUAGUUUAGAAGAAAUCUUGGCUGAAGGAAAGAUGAGGGGAGCUGUGCUUGUAGCUGUUGCUGCUGCUAUUGGCAACUUAUUGCAAGGAUGGGAUAAUGCAACCAUCGCAGGUGCUGUUCUAUACAUAAAAAGGGAAUUUCAUUUGGAAAGUGAACCAACUAUUGAAGGACUAAUCGUGGCUACGUCACUUGUUGGAGCCACUUUAAUUACUAUGUGUUCUGGACCCAUAUCCGAUUGGCUAGGCCGCCGUCCUUUGAUGAUAAUCUCAGCUGUACUUUAUUUUGUCAGUGGUCUUGUAAUGUUUUGGUCUCCUAAUGUUUAUGUUCUCCUCUUGGCACGGCUUUUGGACGGAUUUGGCAUUGGUUUGGCAGUUACUCUUGUUCCCGUUUAUAUAUCUGAGACAGCACCACCAGAAAUAAGGGGGUUGUUGAAUACCCUUCCUCAGUUCACCGGAUCUGGUGGAAUGUUUCUUUCAUAUUGCAUGGUGUUUGGAAUGUCCUUGACGGAGGCUCCAAGUUGGAGAUUGAUGCUUGGAGUUCUUUUUAUUCCAUCUAUCAUCUAUUUUCUAUUGACUGUAUUUUUCUUGCCUGAGUCGCCAAGGUGGCUUGUGAGUAAAGGACGAAUGCUUGAGGCCAAGAGGGUUUUGCAGAGGCUCCGUGGCAGAGAAGAUGUCGCUGGUGAACUGGCUUUACUGGUCGAGGGACUUGGAGUAGGAACUGACACAUCAAUAGAGGAAUACAUAAUUGGCCCUGCCAGCGAUUUCAUUGAUGACCAUGAUAUAUCUGCCGACAAGGAUCAGAUCAAGUUAUAUGGGCCUGAACAAGGUCACAGCUGGGUUGCCAGACCUGUCGGUGGGCAGAGUGCUAUUGGUCUUGUGUCUAGGCGUGGAAGCAUGGUGAACCAGAGCCUACCUCUUAUGGAUCCUCUUGUCACCCUCUUUGGUAGCGUCCAUGAGAAGCUCCCUGAACAAGGAAGCAUGAGAAGCAUGCUUUUCCCUCACUUUGGCAGCAUGUUCAGUGUUGGAGGGAAUCAACCUAGAAAUGAAGAUUGGGAUGAGGAGAGCCAAGCCAGAGAGGGUGAGGAUUAUGCAUCUGAUGCUGCUGCUGGUGAUUCUGAUGACAAUUUGCAGAGUCCAUUGAUCUCACGUCAGACAACAAGCAUGGACAAGGACAUGGUCCCACCUGCCCAUGGAAGCGUGUCAAACAUGAGACAAGGGAGUCUGAUAACAGGAAAUGCAGGAGAUCCAGUUGGUAACACAGGGAUUGGUGGUGGUUGGCAGCUGGCAUGGAAAUGGUCCGAGAAAGAAAGCCAAGAUGGGAAGAAGGAAGGAGGCUUUAAGAGAAUUUAUUUGCAUCAAGAGGGAGCCCCUGGUUCUCGGCGUGGAUCUCUGGUUUCUCUGAGUGGUGCUGAUGCCCAUGCAGACGGUGAAUACAUCCAGGCUGCUGCUUUGGUGAGUCAAUCAGCUCUUUAUCCCAAGGAGCUUGUGAAUGAGCAUCCAGUUGGACCAGCUAUGGUCCACCCAUCCGAAACUGCAGCUAAAGGACCAAGCUGGAGGGAUCUUUUCGAACCAGGAGUCAAGCAUGCCUUGGCUGUUGGGGUGGGGCUUCAAAUACUUCAGCAGUUCGCUGGCAUAAAUGGGGUUCUCUACUAUACUCCUCAAAUUCUUGAGCAGGCAGGAGUUGGAGUUCUUCUUUCAAACUUGGGCCUUAGUUCAGCUUCUACAUCUCUGCUUAUCAGCGCCCUUACAACCUUGUUGAUGCUCCCUUGCAUAGCUGUUGCCAUGAGGCUCAUGGAUAUCUCCGGGAGAAGGACUUUGCUGCUCGUUACCAUCCCUGUGUUGAUCUUAUCCCUCGUUUUGUUGGUCCUUGGAAGCUUGGUGGAUAUGGGCAGUGUUGCUAAUGCAUCAAUCUCAACUGUUAGCGUUGUGCUCUACUUCUGUUUUUUCGUCAUGGGUUUUGGGCCAAUUCCCAACAUACUAUGUGCAGAGAUCUUCCCUACUCGCGUUCGUGGCCUUUGCAUAGCCAUAUGUGCCCUUACAUUCUGGAUUGGCGACAUCAUUGUGACGUAUACACUCCCAGUGAUGCUUAAAUCUAUUGGCCUUGCUGGUGUUUUUGGCUUGUAUGCAGUCGUUUGCAUCAUAUCGUUUGUCUUUGUCUUCUUGAAAGUUCCAGAGACCAAGGGCAUGCCUUUGGAAGUGAUAUCCGAGUUCUUUGCCGUCGGUGCAAAGCAGGCUGCAGCUGCCAAGGAAAACUGA